Messenger RNA from Tarenaya hassleriana, 2041 nucleotides. Its product is annotated as protein IQ-DOMAIN 1. Gene Ontology annotation, molecular function: protein binding. Lineage: Eukaryota; Viridiplantae; Streptophyta; Magnoliopsida; Brassicales; Cleomaceae. The record is from RefSeq and is a predicted model, not a curated record. Bases 556 to 1836 code for a protein of 426 amino acids. The transcript has 10 exons.
CCCUCUCUCUCUCACGAUCCUGUUGGAUCAUAUUGGCUUGCAGAUUUUGUCUUCAGAGCGUUGUCUUAACGAAGACAACAUUUAGUAGGGUUUUAGAUGAAACGGGUGAAGGAAUUGUGGAACUGAUUGGUCCAAACGUGAUGGACAGAGUCUCCUUUUCCAACUUCUUUCCCCAAAUGAGAGAGACAACACUCAUCUCACGCAACACCACGCCACUGUUCCAUUACCUCUGAAACUUUCUCCUUCGAGAUCUGAUUCUUCUCCUCUCAGAUUUUUGCCAUUAGAUUUUUUUUUUGUUUCCCCCUUGUUUGGAUCGUGAGAAAGUUCAUUGCUUUUGCUACAGAUCCGAGAAAGUCGCGAAAGCUUCUUACUUUCCGUUUCUGGCUUCUGAUUUUUCUUCGUCUUGGAGCUCUCUCUCUAUUCUCUGUCCGAUCUGAGGUUUUUGUCGAUUCUUUUGUUCUUGGAAAAUUUUGUCUGUUCUAUUUUCUCAGGAAGAUCCAAGCUUUGAUUUGUCCAAUCUUUGCAGAAAUUCCAAAAAUAAAAGUAAACUAGGAGAUGGGUAAGAGCUGGUUCACUGCUGUGAAGAAGGCCUUAAGUCCAGAAGCGAAAGGGAAAAAGCAAGAUCAGAAACCACGAAAGGUGAAGAAAUGGUUUGGCAAGAACAAGAAGUUGGACACUAUAACAUCUAACCAAGAAGAUGAACUGCCUCAUGCUGUUCCAUCACCAAAACGACAGCCCGAGUUUGCUCCGAUGGCUGUGGAAGAUGUGAAACUUGCCGAGGUUAAGGAUGAGCAGACAAGAUACGCUUACUCAGCGGCUCUUGCUACCGCUGUUGCUGCAGAGGCGGCUGUUGCAGCCGCUCAAGCUGCUGCUGAGGUUGUCCGUCUCACUGCUUCUUCUGCCCGUUUUCCUGGGAAGCCGAAAGAAGAGAUCGCUGCCAUCAAGAUUCAGACAGUAUUUAGAGGCUACAUGGCAAGAAGAGGGUUGCGUGCCUUGAGGGGACUGGUGAGGUUAAAAUCCAUAAUCCAGGGGCAGUCAGUGAGACGUCAAGCAACUUCAAUGUUGCUAUGCAUGCAGACACUUGCUCGAGUUCAGUAUCAGAUCCGGGAGAGGAGGCUACGACUUUCAGAUGAUAAGCAGGCUCAUAUAAAACAGCUCCAACAUCAGAAACAUGAGAAAGAUUUUGAGAAGGUUGGAGACAAUUGGGAUGACAGCGCUCUGUCUAAAGAGCAAAUCGAUGCCAACACGUUAAACAAGCAUGCAGCCGCCAUGAGAAGAGAACGAGCCCUUGCCUAUUCAUUCUCUCAUCAGAAAACAUGGAAGAAUGCUUCCAAAUUUGGGCACCUAACGUUCAUGGACCCAAGCAACCCUCACUGGGGUUGGAGCUGGUUAGAACAGUGGAUGGCUGCAAGACCAUUGGACAGCAAUGACAAAAGCUCUGUUAAAAGCUCUGCCAGCCAUGCUUUAUCUGAGAUCACUCCCCGAACAAGAAAUCCUUCACCAAAGGGACACAAACCAAUUCAAAGGAGGAGGGCAUCUGGUGAGGAAGACACAAGGAGCAUCAUGAGCAUCCAAUCUGAGCAGCCAUGCCGUCACCGUAGGCAUAGCAUUUGCGGCUCAGCUAGAGACGAUGAGAGCAUCACCAGCUGCUCCCAGUCUCAGACAGUUCCCAGCUACAUGGCCCCUACACGAGCCGCCAUGGCUCGAGCCCGGUUGUCAAGCCUUAGCCCUCUUGGCUCAGACAAGGCUAAGAAACGACUCUCUUUCUCGGGCUCUCCUAUGGCGGUAAGACGGCUUUCAGGGCCUCCAAAGCUAGAGAGCAAUGGCAGCAAAUGACAUUGUAGAGCAAGGAGCUAUAGAGGAGAAGCGUAUAGCUGUUUUCUGACAUCUGUGUUUAGGCCAAACUGAAGAGAAGAUUAUGUUGUCUUGUGUUGUGUUUGUCUGUUUGUUUAUAUCUUUGUCUUGAUUGUUUUUUAGAGCAAUUAACGAUUUGUUUGUAGUGUGUUUGUUAUUUGAUUGUUUGAUUGAUGAUUUUUUAACA